UCCAGGCAGCACCGCUGAUCACGUGCCUGAGGGAAGCAUUGACACGGAGCCGCACCGCAGCGCCGCAGCACUGACACGCACACACCGGCAAAGCCAAGGAGCCACAGCAGCGGACGUACAGCAACCACCGCAGCAGCCGCCCAGUCAGCCAUCGCCGCACGACACCGCAUCAUGAGGGAGAUCGUGCACAUCCAGGCCGGACAAUGUGGCAAUCAGAUCGGGGCCAAGGUACUCGUUGAUUGUCGUCCAACCCAGCAAUUCUGGGAGGUGAUCAGCGACGAGCACGGCAUCGACCCGUCGGGCAGUUACCAAGGCGACAGCGACCUGCAACUGGAGAGGAUCAACGUGUACUACAACGAGGCUUCAGGCAGCAAGUAUGUCCCCCGGGCCAUUCUGGUCGACCUGGAGCCCGGGACCAUGGAUUCGGUUCGCUCUGGCCCAUUUGGCCAGCUGUUCAGGCCUGACAAUUUUGUCUUUGGUCAAAGUGGAGCGGGCAACAACUGGGCCAAGGGUCACUACACGGAGGGAGCCGAGCUGAUGGACGCAGUUCUGGAUGUGGUGAGGAAGGAGUCGGAGAACUGCGACUGCCUGCAGGGCUUCCAGCUGACCCACUCGCUGGGCGGUGGCACCGGCUCCGGGAUGGGCACCCUGAUGAUCAGCAAGAUCCGUGAAGAGUACCCCGACCGCAUCAUGAACACCUUCAGCGUCAUGCCAUCGCCCAAAGUCUCCGACACGGUGGUGGAGCCGUACAACGCCACGCUGUCCGUGCACCAGCUGGUGGAGAACACGGACGAGAGCUUCUGCAUCGAUAACGAGGCCCUCUACGAUAUCUGCUUCCGCACUCUGAAGCUCUCCACACCCACCUACGGGGACCUCAACCACCUGGUGUCAAUCACCAUGAGCGGGGUCACCACCUGCCUGCGCUUUCCAGGCCAGCUCAACGCCGACCUGCGCAAACUGGCCGUCAACAUGGUGCCCUUCCCCCGCCUGCACUUCUUCAUGCCGGGUUUCGCCCCCCUCACCAGCAGGGGUAGCCAGCAAUACCGCGCCCUGUCGGUUUCUGAGCUCACGCAGCAGAUGUUCGAUGCUAAGAACAUGAUGGCGGCGUGCGACCCACGCCACGGCCGCUACCUGACCGUGGCGGCCAUCUUCCGCGGCCGCAUGUCCAUGAAGGAGGUGGACGAGCAGAUGCUGAGCGUCCAGAACAAGAACAGCAGCUACUUUGUGGAGUGGAUCCCCAACAACGUGAAGACGGCCGUGUGCGACAUCCCGCCGCGCGGGCUCAAGAUGUCGGCCACCUUCAUCGGCAACAGCACGGCCAUCCAGGAGAUCUUCAGGAGGAUUUCGGAGCAGUUCACCGCCAUGUUCCGCAGGAAGGCUUUCCUGCACUGGUACACAGGCGAGGGCAUGGACGAGAUGGAGUUCACAGAGGCCGAGAGCAACAUGAACGACCUGGUGUCCGAGUACCAGCAGUACCAGGACGCCACCACCGACGAGAUGGGGGAAUACGAGGAAGAUGAACCGGAGGAUGACGACGGCCGCCAUUGAGAAGGUGGUGCCUUGGGAACUGGAAACCGACCUCUGCAGCACAGAUUCAUUUUUCUCUGGCCGUUGAAUCGAUUGCAACCGAACUGCUCUGUUUCUCCUUUCAUCUGAGAGGGCUUCAUCAGUUCAUGUAAAUGUGGAAACCCAACUCUUUAUGGUCCAGUUGCAUACUAUUUCUGGUGGCGGGGCACGCCUCCAACCUGGAGUUUUCAAACUGGGUUACCCACACCAACGCAGGCCACUUUGUCCUAACCAAGCCUUGUUUCGUGAACCGAUAUCAACACAGCAGAUCAGUUGCGACCGAUUCAAUGAGCCGGAUGAAUGAAAAAAUAUCCCCACCCGCAGUCUAGAUGUAUGACAAGAAGAAGAGAUGUCAAUGCAGAUAUUCUCACUAGUACAUGAGUCAUUCUCAAUGCAGGUUGAAACUGCCAUUGCUUUUUGUGUGGUCAAAACAAAGUUUCGUCUCGAUAGAUUCCAAAUAAAGAUUAUACAUUCAA
Messenger RNA from Syngnathus typhle (broad-nosed pipefish), 2042 nucleotides. Its product is annotated as tubulin beta chain-like. NCBI's taxonomy places the organism in Eukaryota, Metazoa, Chordata, Actinopteri, Syngnathiformes, Syngnathidae. Gene Ontology annotation, cellular component: cytoplasm; microtubule. Gene Ontology annotation, molecular function: GTP binding; GTPase activity; structural constituent of cytoskeleton. The record is from RefSeq and is a predicted model, not a curated record. Gene Ontology annotation, biological process: microtubule cytoskeleton organization; mitotic cell cycle. The transcript has 4 exons. Bases 172 to 1548 code for a protein of 458 amino acids.